AUGGCACCCUCAACCUUUCAUAAAUUCCCAGAACUGCCCCCCGAAAUCCAGCUGCAGGUAUGGGAAUCCUCAUUUCGCUCACCCAAAGCCAUUCCCGGUGGUCUGCACUACAUCGGCCUUGACCAUGGCGGAUUUCCGGUUCCACUGGAUAAAACCGCCAAAGACGAAUUCCAGAGAGCAAGGUCAGGUUACGAAUUGGAACAAGGUCUCUGGACGGCGUGCUGGGACUCCCGAGCAGCUGCAAUGAAGCAUCAGCUGCAGCAAGACGCCGAAUCUAGCUACUCUGAUGUACUUAACCCUACCACUUUGGAGUUCGCCUUGAGGGGCCGCGAAUCGUACGCGGGGAGAGAGCCUGUAUCAAUAAUUCCUCCUAUUGAUGAAGGACAGGAACAGAAAAUGGUCAUCUAUCCCUCGCAAGAUAUUUUCUGUGUCGCAUUAAACAGGGCAGGGCGAGCUGCGUGCUGUGGGAACUAUUACCCACUCCGAAAAUUCAAAAGACUCGCCUUCGAAUUCAAGCCUUCUUGGAACAUCCAGCUAUCACAGCAUGACAACUACUACCCCAUAAAAAAGUUCCUUCCUUCGCUGGCUUUUAUGCUCAGGCUGGUCUUCGAGGCAGCACAUACCAGGCAUUUCACCACGCCAACCAUCAGGCUUAUCGACAGGAAUGCUCGAUGGAUAAACGAUGACACGACACAACUUGGUCUUGACACAUUUUAUGACCGUGAUCACAAAUAUGUAGAGAUUAGCAUGAAACCUGGCUCAUCUUCUGCACAGAUCCUUUGUCAUAGCCCUGUUCUCGAAUUCUUCGACCAUCUGGACAGACUGCUAGAGGACAAGCUGAGCAAGCUCCAGAAUUUGAGCUCUUCUCAUCUCUACCAUAUGCCAAAAUUCGUUUUAAGGGACUAUUUUUCUAUCAUAACUUUGCGGCAAAAUGAAGCCGGAGCUGCAAAGGAGUGA
Messenger RNA from Fusarium odoratissimum NRRL 54006, 957 nucleotides. RefSeq lists its product as uncharacterized. The coding region runs from base 1 to 957 and encodes 318 amino acids. Lineage: Eukaryota; Fungi; Ascomycota; Sordariomycetes; Hypocreales; Nectriaceae. The transcript has a single exon. The record is from RefSeq and is a predicted model, not a curated record.